UCAGACAGAUUUACUGGGAGAUGAAGAAAGAUUUUCUGAACUUAAAAAAAACAAACCUGAGGGGUGUAUCAAAACAGUUAACUUACAGAGUGAGGAAAUUAACCGUUGCAGAAAUAUAUGGUCAUUUCCUGAGCCCGAUGAUCUGAGGAGUAACCAACAUAAGACGUUUUCUAACAGCCAAUCUAUCAUUUAUGGGCUUUUCAUGCUACGCCAUACACACUGGAGCAGCUCAUACGUGUACGGAAAGUAAAAUCUGUUACAGUGUGGAAGCACCAGCACUGAUCAGAUGAAAAUUCCCUAGGGAACUGCCUGAGCUAAUGGCAUCACCUAACACCUCUAGCAGGACAAACUAGCAACUCCCUGCUCCGCAGUGGGCAUUAGUGAUCUCAUCAGCUUCUGCACUAGAAGCCUGGAACCCUGAACUCAGGUUUGAUUUUAACUGAACUCUUAUGAUACAAUCCAGAAGGCUUUUAAGAAUCAACAACUUCCUUUUCCAUAAUGCCUGAAAAUAAAUCCCAACUAGAUGAUGAAACAAUGACCAUGCUUCAGAACAGAGCUAUUACAAUCACCCUCCCAGUUGUGUACUCCUUGGUGGCCCUCAUCAGCAUCCCUGGGAAUGUGUUCUCCCUUUGGGUGCUCUGCUGCCACAUCAAACCCAAGACACCCUCAGUUAUCUUCAUGAUUAACCUUAGCAUCACAGACCUCACCCUGGCUUGCUGCUUUCCCUUCCAGAUUAUCUAUCACAUCAAGAACAACAACUGGAUCUUUGGUAAGAGUCUUUGCAGCUUAGUCACAGUGAUGUUCUACUCAAACAUGUAUUCUUCCAUACUCACCAUGACCUGCAUCAGCAUAGAGCGGUUCUUGGGAGUGGUGUAUCCCAUGAAGUUAAUCAAGUGGAGAAGAAAGAGAUAUGCACUUGCUGCCUGCUUGGGCAUGUGGGCCUUUUUGCUAUUGGCCCUAUACCCACUGGCGAGCACAGAUCUGACCUAUGAAGUAGAACCACUAGGGAUCAUAACUUGUUUCGAUGUGCUCAAAUGGGACAUGCUGCCCAAUUUUAUAGCAUGGGUAACCUUUCUUCUGACACUGUUUGUUCUUCUCUUCCUGAUCCCAUUCAUAGUGACAGUAGCCUGCUAUAUUGGCACUAUUCGGAAGCUCAUUCAGACCUCUGGCAAAUACGGUAGCAAGCAGAAGACUAGGUCUAUAUUCCUGGCUGGAAUUGUCCUCUUGGUAUUCAUCACUUGCUUCGCCCCUAAUAACUUUAUUCUACUUGUGCACAUGAUCAGCCGUCUCUUUUUCCAAAAGAGCUUCUACCCUGCUUACAAGCUCACCCUAUGCCUCAGUUGCCUGAGCAUCUGUAUAGAUCCAUUCAUUUACUAUUUUGCAUCCAAAGAAUUUUAUCAGAAAUUCAUGCAAGUAAUAGGUCAUAAGGUACUGCUCACUGACAGUCUGGAGACCAGAAGGGAAAGCUUAUUCUCUGGCAGGACAAUGUCGGCCAGGUCAAUGUCAAGUGGGCCUAUGGAAGGGUUAGAUGGAGUUAAGGUAUGUUUGCAAAGGCAGGAAAGUGUUUUUUAACUACAGAUUUCAAAUCCGAUGUGGGAAGGAAGUAGAAAGUUCUCAGUGGAGAAAGAAAGGGAUUUUUUUAAACGAUAUUCUGAUAAACAUCAAUGCCCAUAGCAAUAAUAGUCCAACCACAUUGAACUGCAAGUAUCUCACACAUGUCAAAAAUCAAUAGCCACUUGCUGGGAAGAAAUAGAGAAGGAGUAAGAUGAACCAAAUUUAUCAAAGGAAGAAAGUGAUCCAGUCCAAGUCCAGUGAUCCAAGACAAAACUGACAAACAAGGAUACAGACAGCAUUAAUUCUACUGAACAUGUCUCAAUAUGAUUGGAAAGCAAGGACAAACCAAAAGUACUUUCAGAAUCUGAAAUCUCAGUGCUUAACCAAAUAGUUAUGGAUCUCACUUUUUAUACUAAAGGAAAAUAAUGUUAAAGUGGGUUUGGGGGCAGGGAGUUGCCUUUGUAAAUAAUAUGUUAAUUGCUUAUUGAGGUAUGAAUUUUUCUUGUGUUGUUGCAGAAAAAGAAUGAAUAUAUCUUGCCAUUUUAUCAUGAAUACAUUAUGUGUAGCCACUAUGAACUCAUCACAACACUUAUGUAUCACUCGCCUGAUUUAAACACAGCCUAACCUAACCACAUUAACCUUCAAAGAGGUUAGCUUGGUUAAUAGUUAUUUAUUUCAAUUUCGUCUAUCGAAAUCUCGUAAAAUGAAGUAAAAAAGAAAGACCAAUGUCAGUACCCUAAACCACAUCAAUGCCCCAGCUGCUGAGUGGGUUACAUCACUGUUAGAGCUAGACACUUCUAAGGAGGGAGGUGAAGUGCAGAUGGCUUACAUGGCAAUUUUCUCACAAUGACCCACUACACUAAUAUUGUUGAGCUGGCAUUCACUUAACUUAGUUUGUUUGUUUUACAAUGGGCCAAACUCUGUGGUCCUGUACUGAAUACAGUUCCCAUUGCAGUCAGUUUGAGUAUUGCUUUAUGUAGUUGGACAGUGUUUUUGCUUUCCUCUAGGAGCUAGUUCAGAUAAUGGUCCAGAUUCUCAUCUGGUGUAAAGGGGAGUAAUCCCAUUUAUCUCAAUUGCAUUACGCCAAUAUAAACAAGCUGAAGAUUUGUCUCCUGAAUAUUGGCAUUACCUCAUUUGCUUUUGAUACUUUACAUGUCUGGACUACAGGUUUUACAGACAGACAGAAAGGCACUGGGCAGUUAAAAUUUACCAACCUUCCUGCAGCUAGCUCAUAUAUUAGUGCAGUGGCAUGUUCAGACCCUCAGUAUCCUGUCCCAAGGUAUUGCAUCACACCGUGCUUCUCCUCAUCUCAGAAAUUGAAUGGUUGCUUAGAAAUACAAUAAAACAGCAUCUAUGUUUUUCUUUUUAAUCUCAAAAGACUUUUUUCCUAUUUUUUUACUUGAAAUUGUGCAUAAUGUCAACAGUUAUUAAAAUGAGGAGCUAAUGACACUUGUAGAGCCAAGCAAGCUUCCCCUCACCACUGGGCCAAAACUCCUCAACAAUACUUCUAAUAUCCUAGAGCUUGAUCUAACUCUCAGUGAGCUCAGCAGGAAACUUACCAUUGACACAGAUAUGAGCAUCGGAUCAGGCCUCAAGUAAUUGGCUAGCCUGGAGCAGUGAUCACCAGCUAUGUGAACUGUGUGAUAGUUCCAUAAUGUGAACAAAAAUAUUUAAAAGGUACUAGAUUAGACCACUAAAAAUUUAUCUGCCUUUUCAUCUAAGGUAUGAUUCAAACUCAGCAAUCCAAAUGUUAAUAGUUCCAUACCUUAGCCUUGUUCACCAUCUACCUUCUAGCCUGUGCUUUGUUAUAGUAACUGGAUAACCAAAAAACUUGUUUUAGAAUUUAUAAAGGAUUUUUCCUACCUAUUAUCCUCCCUGUCAAAUAGUCAAGUACUGAUGGAGAUUACAACCAAGAUGAAAAGCAAUGCAUAUUAGUGAUUUACAGUAUAACCUCAGAGUUAGGAAAACCUCAGGAAUGGAAGUUUUUUGUAACUCUGAAAUGUUUGUAACUGUAAACAAAACAUUAUGGUAGUUCUUUAGAAAGUUUACAACUAAACAUUGACUUAAUACAGCUUUGAAACUUUACUAUGCAGAAGAAAUAUGCUGCUUUUAACCGUCUUAAUUUAAAUGAAACAAACACAGAAACAGUUUCCUUACCUUGUCAAAUCUUUUUUUUUAAAAAACUUUCCCUUUAUUUGUUAGUAGUUUAUGUUUAGCACGGUACUGUACUCUGAUUUUUUGUUUUUGUUUGUUAUUGUUUUUUGUGUCUUUGCUGGUGCCUGAUUGAGUACUUCCGGUUCCAAAGAAGGUGUGUGGUUGACUGAUCAGUUCAUAACUCUGGUGUUCGUAACUCUGAAGUUCUACUAUAGUUCUAAAGUUACCUGAAGUGUUUUAUGUCACUUCUCAGUAAUAUUUUUAAGCAGUCCAUGAAAACUAUGCUUAUCUUUAAAAAAUACACUGCACAAUAACUUUCUUUAAGCACAUGGGAAGUUAUCUGGUAUGGCACCCACAGAAAGAAAGAAAGAAAAAGUACUAAUUUAUACUAAUAAGUACACAAUGAAAGCACAAUAUUUUUUAAAAAUUAAAACUCAAAAAUGGGAGGAUGCACAUUAUGUGAAUUUGAGGCAUUUGGAUAUGUACUCUAUUUACUUACAGUGUCUGAGGAGAUACUCAGAGCAGAUUCUCUUGAACCCAUCCCACAUUCAUCAUCUAGAAAUUCUGUGAGUUUAUUUAUGUCUUGCAAAUGUGCUUAUAGGUUUAGUAGCACAUGGUUUCACUUUGCUAUUUGAGCUAUUCAGCCAUCAGUUUUCAAGAAUUCUUGCUACCAAAUCGGUGUUCUACACUUAUGAUAGCAGCAAUUUUGCUCUGGAUUACAUAUUUAAAUAUCCAGGGUUUUUUUAAAUGCAAAUAUUGUCCAAUUAAAAAUUGGUAAUUUCCCCCAGCUCUAGUGCAGAUUUUUUGAUCUGCUUUAGUUAGGGCCCAAUCCUGUCAGAGACUGAAUGCUCUCAACUGUCACUCACUUCAAAAGGAGUUUGAUGGUGCAGAAACUUUGCAGGAUCAGACCCUCAGAUUUAUGGUUUCAGAAAUGCUGAAAUGGUCUUUCUGCAAUAAAAACGGUCAGUCCCAAGUGACUGAAAAUGCGCUGUCCCUCAUCCCUACACAGCCCUUCAGACCAUUCCAUCUUUCUUCUGGUUCUACCUGACAAUAAUGUCUCAGUCAGGUGCCAGGACAGUUGAUUGUUCACCACAUUAUCUAUUAAAUAACCACUAUGGGCUAGAUCUUGGAGUGCCUACUCAGGCGAAACUCCCAUCAAAGUCAGUGGGGCUGUUGUCUGACUGAAGAAUGUAGCAUUUGGCUCUAUGUACAUAGUCUUUAGGACUUGUUAGUGCAUGCUGUGAAGGUAAUUUGAUAUGAAACGUAUUUCUGUUUUCAUAAAGAGCAGUCUGGGGAGAUGUUCUUUGAACCAUUGAAAAUAUUCUCUUGCCACAAAGUUUUACCUUGUCACCCUUCAUGUUCAACAUGCAUACAGGGCCAUUUAGAAGGUUUGUGAGGAGCCAUGGGAUACAUCUACGUUUUGAGCUGUAAGAGGUGUAAUUUCCAGCUCAGGUAAACAUACACGUGCUAGCUUUGAUUGAGCUAGCACACUAAAAACAGAAACACAGCUGUGGUGGCAAGGACAGCAGGAUAAGCUAGGUAUGCCAAGUACCAUAACACCUGAGACCCUAGGUAUGUGCUUGGGGUGACUAGCCCCUCCCACCUUAGCUACACGGAUAUUUUCAGCUUGCUAGCUCAAUCACAGCUAGUGUGCAUACAUCCACAUAAGCUCAACAUGACACCUGUAGCUUGAAGUGCUGAUACAGUUAUUUCACUCUGGGGAAAUGUAGACUUCUAACGAAGUUGGACCUUUUGUUUAUUAAUUGUUUGGAUAGUUGAUUACAAUUUGGGAUGAUUUUAUAGGCUUCUGAUUUUUUUUGUAUUUGCUGUAUGAUAUUGCUGUGAAGAUGCCUAGUGUAAUUAAUAAAAUAAAUAUAAA
Molecule: messenger RNA, 5587 nt
Organism: Malaclemys terrapin pileata
Lineage: Eukaryota; Metazoa; Chordata; Testudines; Emydidae
Product: P2Y purinoceptor 8-like
Exons: 4
Coding region: 499-1572 (357 amino acids)
Biological process (GO): thrombin-activated receptor signaling pathway; positive regulation of Rho protein signal transduction; blood coagulation
Cellular component (GO): membrane
Molecular function (GO): G protein-coupled purinergic nucleotide receptor activity; thrombin-activated receptor activity
Source: RefSeq, a predicted model, not a curated record